CGAUCAGURCGAUUAUAAACGCAGCKAGAACGGGGGUACUUCAUCCGUCGCUUAUAACRCCACGGGAACUUGCAAAACAUCUAACUGAAAUUAAGUUAGUUUUACCACUCAAUUUUAAUUUACCAAUGGGUACAAAACCGAGCGAGAUAUAUGAACUAAGCAAAAUUACUAAAAUGGCAGUUUUUUAUAGCGGUAAUCAAAUAGYUUUUYUAAUUAGAAUACCUUUGAUCACGGAAAUAGAAUUAACAUUAUACAGGAUUUUACCUAUACCACGCCCGAUAGAAACACAAUUAAACGGAAAUUUAGAUUAUAAGCACAGUGUCAUUCUAAAACCAGAAUUCCAAUACAUCGGUAUUACUGGAAAUCGUAGGCAAUACACCACGUUUACGGAAACGCAAUUACUUCAAUGUAGGGAAACCGAAGUUUUUACAAUUUGUCCAGAAUUUCAACUUAUCCAACAUGAGUCGGAAAACCAACCAUGUGAAAUAACGUUAUUUAAAAAUCCGGACACUCUACCAAGCUCAUGCGAGGCAGGUAUUAUCAUAUUAUCUAAAAACAUAUUUCAUAAAUUAAAAUAYGCAAAUGCAUGGAUYUAUACAASUAGUGGGGAAACCUUAACAAUAACAUGCCAAGGAAAUAGAGAGCCAUAUAYAGUAAAGCUAMAACAUCARGGGYUAAUCAAACUAAAUCAAGACUGUAGKGCAUAUGCCGAAGAUAUCAUAUUGAAUCCAACAAGAGACAUUAAAUCUAAAUACUACGUUAACUUUAUACCACGAGUAGGGGAAGGGAAGUUGGUAGCAACGCUUCCUAGGCAAAUUAAAAACUUGAAUCUACCUAAUAUAARGACCAGRCAUGAUUCACAUAAAUUAGAUAACGUAAACGAUUUAACACAUUCUUUAGACGACGUACAAAGUAUGAUYGAUKACGAAAUAUUUAGGCAAUCGGGACAUGUGACCGAUAAUGAAAAUAAUUAUUACUUGAUAUAUAUAAUAAUAGGAUUGAUGAACUUUGCGACAAUACUAUUGUUAUUUAUAUGUAUAUAA
Molecule: messenger RNA, 1043 nt
Organism: Diuraphis noxia (Russian wheat aphid)
Lineage: Eukaryota; Metazoa; Arthropoda; Insecta; Hemiptera; Aphididae
Source: RefSeq, a predicted model, not a curated record